AUGUUCGGCAGUCUGCAAGCUUACGAGGUGGGAGAGGUAGUACAACACGGAUUCGCUCAAGCAAUCAAGGUCAAGCUGCGGCUCAACUGGAAGGUGGUUGGUGAAAAAGUGAAAUUCGAUCUGCGGGCGACAGGGCCUGCCAGCAAGGGCUGGUUCAGCGUUGGCUUUUCCACCGACGGCGAGAUGACAGGCGACGCCAUCACAGUCACUUCUAGCACCGCCACGUCAGCAACAAUCCACUCUCUCACGGGCGAGAGCGGCUCCAGCGUGGCGGAGAGCACUGAUUGGACGCCGGCCAACAUGGCGAUUAAGAGGAAAGGCGGGAAGGCUUCUCUCAAGUUUGAGCGGUCUGCAGGCGAUGGAAGCAUUGUGACUUUCAACCCCAAGGGCAAGAACAUUCUAAUGUUUGCGUACAAGAGCACGAGUUUUGAUACUAGCGAGGAGCAUGAUAAGGACGCACACGUGACCGUCAACAUGGCAUGCAACCCCUGCAAGCGCCCCUUGGGUUUUCUCUUCUGCCGGGGCUGA
Messenger RNA from Closterium sp. Yama58-4, 528 nucleotides. NCBI's taxonomy places the organism in Eukaryota, Viridiplantae, Streptophyta, Zygnematophyceae, Desmidiales, Closteriaceae. The record is from the annotation of a GenBank genome assembly.